Hevea brasiliensis (rubber tree) is the source of this 2441-nucleotide messenger RNA. Its product is annotated as subtilisin-like protease. The transcript has a single exon. The record is from RefSeq and is a predicted model, not a curated record. Gene Ontology annotation, molecular function: serine-type endopeptidase activity. Gene Ontology annotation, biological process: proteolysis. The coding region runs from base 142 to 2409 and encodes 755 amino acids. NCBI's taxonomy places the organism in Eukaryota, Viridiplantae, Streptophyta, Magnoliopsida, Malpighiales, Euphorbiaceae.
AAAUUCCAAUCAACAGAUUCCAACUCCUGUAAAUGCCGGCCAUGAUAUUAUCAUGUAUCUUCGUGUUAAAAGAUGCUAUAUAUACGUUGAUCAAGUGGUUGUAGCUCAAAAGCACUAGCACUUCCUUGUUUUUCUAAUAAUAUGGAAAAUAGAAGGUGCAAAGUAUCGCCAACCAUGUUGCUUGUGUUCUUCCUUAUUCUCAAUUCCUUGUUUAGUUCCUCUCAAGCCAUCCUUAAGACAGUGGUUAGUUCAUCAAGCAAUGAUGCAAAUGUGAAAAAGCAAAGUGACUUGGAAACUUACAUCGUACUCCUGAAGAAACCAGAAGCUGCAGUUUUCACAGAGUCUAAAGAUUUAGAUAGCUGGUAUCAAUCAUUUUUACCAGUAAACACCUUCAGCUAUGACCAACCACGUUUGAUGCACUCCUAUCACCAUGUGGUUACAGGGUUUGCUGCGAAACUUACACCAGAGGAAGUGAAAGAUAUGGAGAAGAAGGACGGGUUCGUGUCAGCCCGCCCCAGGAGGAUGGUUCCUCUGCACACAACCCACACACCUAGAUUCUUGGGUCUGCAGCAAAAUUUAGGGUUUUGGAACUACUCAAAUUAUGGCAAGGGAGUGAUUAUUGGACUUAUUGACAGCGGAAUAACACCUGAUCACCCUUCAUUUAGCGGUGAGGGAAUGCCUCCUCCUCCAGCAAAAUGGAAAGGGAAAUGUGAGUUCAAUGGAACACUGUGCAACAAUAAACUUAUAGGUGCAAGAAAUUUUGCUACAGAUAGUAAUAACACAUUGGACGAGUUCAGACACGGCACUCAUACUGCUAGCACAGCAGCUGGAAGUCCUGUGCAAGGUGCCAGUUACUUUGCGCAGGUCAAUGGCACUGCAAUUGGAAUGGCCCCAUUAGCCCACUUGGCAAUGUACAAAGUUUCCGGCAGAGCAAGCCAGGCUGGUGAAAGUGAGAUAUUGGCUGCAAUGGAUGCAGCAAUUGAGGAUGGUGUUGAUGUGCUUUCACUUUCUCUUGGAAUUGGUUCCCGUCCUUUCUAUGAUGAUGUGAUUGCAUUAGGUGCAUAUGCGGCUAUUCAAAAGGGGAUCUUUGUGAGUUGCUCGGCAGGAAAUUCUGGGCCUGAUAAUAGCUCUUUAUCAAAUGAAGCACCAUGGAUUCUAACAGUAGGAGCAAGCACUGUAGACAGAGCAAUAAGAGCAACUGUAUUACUGGGAAAUAAUGCAGAGCUAAAUGGUGAAUCCCUUUACCAGCCAAAGGAUUUUCCUUCAACAUUGCUGCCACUUGUUUAUGCAGGUGCAAAUGGUAAUGAAUCGUCUGCACUCUGUGAGCCAGGAUCAUUGACAAACAUUGAUGUCAAAGGCAAGGUAGUUUUGUGUGAGAGAGGAGAAUUUGGCACAAUUUCCAAAGGCCUAGAAGUGAAAGCAAAUGGUGGCGCUGCCAUGAUUGUAAUGAAUGAUGAGUUAGAUGGCUUUGUUACAACAGCCAGUCUUCAUGUGCUUCCAGCAUCACAUGUGAGUUAUGUUGCAGGAUCAGCAAUAAAAGCCUAUAUAAACUCCUCAUCUUCACCGACGGCUACAAUCUUGUUUAAAGGAACUGUUGUUGGCUUGCCAGAAGCUCCUCAAGUUGCUGAAUUUUCCUCGAGAGGUCCUAGUGUAGCAAGUCCUGGAGUCUUGAAACCUGACAUUAUAGGCCCAGGUGUGAGAGUUUUAGCUGCCUGGCCAGUUUCAGUUGACAAUACCACCAAUAGGUUUGCUAUGAUCUCAGGCACUUCAAUGUCUUGCCCUCAUCUCAGUGGCAUUGCCGCUCUGCUUAGAAGUGCCCACCCUGACUGGUCACCUGCUGCCAUAAAAUCUGCCAUCAUGACCACUGCUAAUUUGAAUAACCUCGGAGACAAGCCUAUCUCUGAUCAGCAGUUUGUUCAAGCCACCGUCUUUGAUAUGGGUGCAGGCCAUGUGAACCCUGCAGGGGCUAACAAUCCAGGGCUUAUUUAUGAUAUCCAACCUGACGAUUACAUUCCUUACUUAUGUGGUCUGGGUUAUUCAGACAAAGAGGUGGGACUUAUAGUGCAGGGCACAGUGACAUGCUCAAAUGAUUCAAGCAUACCUGAAGCUCAGCUGAAUUACCCUUCAUUUUCCAUCAAAUUGGGUUCCACUCCACAAACGUACACAAGAACAGUAACAAAUGUGGGUCAACCUAACUCUGUCUACUCUCUUGAGAUCUUUGCGCCAAAGGGUGUAGAUGUUAAGGUAGCACCAGACAAUAUUAGUUUCAGUGGAGUGAACCAGAAAGCUACAUACUCGGUAAAAUUUAGCAAAAAUGGAAAUGCCAGUGGAUCUUUUGCUCAAGGAUAUCUGAAUUGGGUGGCUGAUGGGUAUACUGUUAGAAGCCCAAUUGCUGUCAUAUUUGAAUAAACAGGCAUAGAUUUAAUUUUGAUAUAAUAAUU